Molecule: messenger RNA, 1980 nt
Organism: Seminavis robusta
Lineage: Eukaryota; Bacillariophyta; Bacillariophyceae; Naviculales; Naviculaceae
Source: the annotation of a GenBank genome assembly
AUGAAGCACCAAGCAGGCUUGAAAAAGAAAGCAAAAUACCGGAUCGAGAGCAUUCCUGUUGAAUUGGAAAAGUCCGGCACUACUCUCUCCACGACGGCCUAUUUUAUUAGAACAAAGACAAUCAAAUUUCGCCACAAGGGAAUCAUUGAUGAGACACCACCUUAUUUGCGUUUGAAAGACUUGACACAAAGCAAUUUAAGCAAGCAAGUGUUGGUUUAUUACUCAGCAAGUGGCAGCGGCAAGACGUCGGAACUAGUGGGCAGCGCUGCUACCCGCGGCGCUGAUCUUGCCUUUGUUCUGUCAGCAGAAGACCCAAGCCCAGAAAGCUAUGGAACUUUUGAGGAAAAUGCGGACGAACUGAUCGCAAAAGAUCGCCACAAAAAGAGAGCAUCUCUCGGAGGAGAGAUGGAGGCGUCAGUGGACGGCGAUGAUGGCCACGCUAAGAGCGCGACUGAAGAAGAGAACGAUAGCCAGGAGGAGGAAGAUAGCGUCAGCGACGAAGAGGGCGACAACGACCUAUCAGUGAAGCAAUUCAAGGAACGAUAUGUGAACCGGUCGGCCGCAGACAUGGCGAUUAAAGAUGGAGGGUUGAGUGCCAUGAUCAAAGCUGCAAAAUCUCAGAUUAAGCCCAUCGUGGAGGCUGCGACCCAAUCCAAGCAGAGGCUGAAGUUGGUUCUUGCCAUUGAUGAAGCCAAGUCCUGCCCACAUGUUAUUCGUGGGAUCCUUCGAUUUCCCAAGUACAUGAAGACUCUUGUGCGCGACGUUCUGAAGGACAAUGGCAUGACGAUUGACAAGCGCAAAUUCAGUCUUCUCAUUUCUGUUGGUGGGACUGGAGUUGCAUCCUCAACCAUGGGAUCCCUUCCUCGGAACUUUUCCAUCCUGAAACCGUACCACGAAGACAACUGGAAGGCUGUCAUUAACUCAAAUCUCAAACAGGAUCCACUUGAUGUGAUGGUCACUUGGAGUCCGACAGCUGUGACCAUCAAGUCUAUCAAGGACAUCUUGGACCACUAUCCAGUGCUUGCUGAGUUGAUGAAGAAUGGCCGCGUGGCUUCAAUUGCUCUGGAAGAGCUGCGAAAGUGCAGCAUUCAACGAAAAGAAGUCCUGGAAGGGCCCAUUGCGAAUGCUUGUGUCAAGCAAUUCAUGGCGAGCAAUGGCAUGAAUCCUAUUGCUGAUCAACCAGAAGAACAAAAAAUUGCUGCCUCUGCUGCUUUGGCUGUUCAUUUGUUUGGUGAAAAUGAUGACUUUGACAUGGAGGUGCCACAAAAUCAGGGCGAAGUGGCAACCUGGGCAUCCCAAAUGGAUUUUUUCAAGUUUUCAGCAGACAUUUCUGUCAAGACAUUGGUUGGAACAUAUGGCUUGUUGGAACCCUCGAGGGCAAUCACUGACAAUGACCAGGGGAAAAAGAUUUCACCCCCAUUGAAAAUGACAAUGUCUCAGCAACUGAUUGCAGCGUUUAUGCUAGGCCUUGGACUAGACAGUAUGCUCCAGCAAUCAUGGUUUGGGUUUGAACUCAUGUCAACCCAUUUCGUCAAGUGUGCGAUUGCCGCAUCAGUUCUCGUUCACAAGAAAAAACGACCUUCUAUUAUGUACGCCUUGUCGUGCCUUGGUUUUCAAGUUAACGAGGGUGUCACAGACGAUAGCGUGAUUGCGACCUGGGACAAACUGGACGAUCUUUGUGCAGCGUCAACAUUGCCCAAGUCUGAUCGCACGGUGUAUCAUGACAGGACACGUCAACUUAAUGUCGGGCUCAAAAUCAAUAAAGGUCAAGGCGGCGCUAAUGGCAAGAAACCAACCCUACAAAUUGAACGGGUGCUCUUGCAUGCUUUGACAAACUCUGUGUCACGCAUACGCCAUUUUGGCGCUCCCAUCGCAUGUGUCAAUGAAGGAAAAAGCAAGUUGGCUGACGGAAUGGUCACUUUUUUUGCAUUUAAGCGCCCGAAGGAUACUUCCAGCUUCAACACACCUGGGCUUUCCUAA